AUGGAACAGCUCAAUCGCUCGCUCUCGAAACUCAAGCCCCCAUCGACAAUUGUGCGGUCCAACUCAUCCUCCGCUCUCUCAACAGCACUCGCAGUCGCUGCAGCGGUCAUGAACGAGAACGAAAACUACUCUGCUACGACCUUCUUUGGCAACAGGAGUAUUAGUACGGUGACAGGAGCAGGAACAGGAAUUGGCUUGAAUAACGAACUCAAGAAAGACCAUACCCUGACGUUGGAAAUGCUGGAACCCCUACCGGCCAAGACUGUUGCUGGAGUCAAGCGGAAAGCAGAGGACGACGCACGAGCAAGACCAUCCAGUGCGGCAGCAAUAGCAUCUUCAACUAGACCGGCUACCAAUACCAGAGGCAUAACGGCGACAACUACAGGGGCUGCAAGGAAACCUGCAGCAGGAGCACAACGACAGCGACAGCAACAGCCACCACCCGCCAAGCCAGCUGGAAGAACACCAUUGCAGACACAGACACGGCCGCCUGGACGGGCAACACCGACAGCCAGACCUACUACCACUGCCAGGGCCCCUUUGACAUCUACCAAAGCAACACCGAUCUCAGCAGCCGGCAGAACUACAAGAGUAACUGCCUCGACAGCAAAGUCCAGAGCAGGACCCCCACAACCUGCUCCUACAAGGGCUACAACACGGUCUCGGAGCACGACACCGGCGCCUGGAGCACCAACGACACAAUUAAAGGGCACAGGAAAGGGAGUAGCAGUGCCCGCUGGUAUAGAGCUACCAGCAAAAAAGAAACGAGCUGCCUGGGACACCAAGGGUCGUCUUGAGGAUAUGGAAGAAUUGACAGGCGCCUUGCACCAAAUGCUCAACAAGUCCACCGGCAAUAUCACCGAGAUAACGCAGACGUUGGAAACCAAUGCCAACAAGAUUGAGGAACUGGAGUCGUUCCGCUUGGGACUUGAGAGCAAGGUCGUUGGCAAGGAGAUUGAGAACAACGACAUGUUGCAAAAGAUGUCUACGGUUGAGCAGGAGAUAUUUAUGCUGAACAGGAAGCACCUUGACAAUAUGAAGACUCUGCAGUCACAGCAGGCGAUGGAAGUAGAACAGGAAAAGUCGACAGAGACACGCCUGCAACAGGAGCGCGAUAUGGUCGAGUCCAAUCUACGCACCGCCAACAAUCACCUGGAGCAACAGGUCCAAGAGAGUGCCAACCUCCGUACGACAAUCGCGACACAGUCGUCCAACUGUCUCGCGUUCGAGACUGACAACAGAGCAUUGAAACUCAAGAUCGAGCGAAAGGAGGACACUAUUGCAAGGAGAGAGACGUCCAUCGAGGAGCUGGAGCGAAAGCUGAGUGACUCGGAGACACAGGUGCGAAAGCGCCAACAAAAGGUCAAAGACGAGGAGUCGGGCCGACGCAAGUUGUACGGCACUAUUAUGGACCUCAAAGGCCAUGUCCGUGUCUUUUGUCGCGUUCGCCCACAUGGUCCUAGCGAUGGUACGGUGACCUCGAUCGACUAUCCUGAUCUUGAGGGUCGAGAAAUCGUCCUCACAACAGCCAAGGAGCCCAAGUAUCCAUUCACUUUUGACAGGGUCUUUGCAGCAGCGUCGACUCAAGGAGAUCUCUUUGAGGAAGUCUCUCAAUUGCUACCUUCGGUCUUGAGCGGAGGGAACGCCUGUGUGCUAGCAUAUGGUUCUACCAAGACCGGCAAGUCGUACACGCUAGAGGGGUCUUCGGGUUCCGCGGAGGAAUCGAUGGGACUAAUUCCUCGGUCUAUCUUGCAGAUCUAUGAGGCGAUAAGAGCACCAGAGUCGAAUGACUGGAGGUACACCUUGGAGAGUCGGCAGAUUGGGAUCUACAAUGAGACGAUAUACGAUCUCCAGGCUCCCGAGGGAUCAUCUACAAGCAAAGUACACGAGGUCCAGAGUGACCCGGGUGGCGGCACUGCCGCCGUGACUGGCAUCAACAUGACGGAACUCAAUUCUGCAGUGAUGAUUGGGUCACUUUUGAGGAUUGCCCAGCGUCGACAGGCAGAAAUCAAAACAUCCCUCAAGGAUAACUACCGUGGUGGCCACAGCGUGUUCACGAUUCGUGUGACAGGAGUCAACUCAGGAACGGGGAAAACGACAGAAGGCUUCUUGAAUUUUGUGGACCUGAUAGCUUCCGAUUCACACCUGGAAGCAACCAACGUCGAGUCUUCCGGUUCCAAGGAUAGCGACAACACGCUAGCAGGAGGGGUAGUAGACCGGAGCCUCAAGUGUCUUGCUGACGUUUUUCUCGCCUUGUCUAGCAAGGACUCUCAGGUUCCCUAUCGCGGUUCCAAAAGCACGUUUGUGGACGGCAGCAACACCAAGAUGCUGUUCGUCGUCCAUAUCUCACCCCUCAGUGUCCAUUUGGAACAGACGCUUCGCAGCUUGAGGUUCGCGGCCAAGGUCAACAAUUGUCUUCUUCCUUUUGGAGCACCCUCCGCCGCGUCCAAGUCUUCGACGGCAGCAACAUUAGCAGCUUCAUCCUCCACUCCUUCGUCUUCGACAUCCUCUGCAGCGUCUUCUAUGGGAGUACCACUCAGGAGAACCAAAGCGACAUGA
Molecule: messenger RNA, 2559 nt
Organism: Linnemannia hyalina
Lineage: Eukaryota; Fungi; Mortierellomycota; Mortierellomycetes; Mortierellales; Mortierellaceae
Source: the annotation of a GenBank genome assembly